UUUUCACAAACUUAACAAUAACACUACUCCACAAGUCAGAAGUGAGGGGUUGACUGAACCGUGUAGAACAACUCUGACUCUCAUCAAUAAUCCUGUUCGUUCACCUAAAUUAUCUGCCGACUCUACAUAUCACAACUUAGGGUUUUCGUUUUCAAUCAUUUCACCAAUUACAAGAAAAUUAAUCUGCAAUGGCGGUGGUGAAAGAUGCGGAACAAGAGUACAAACCGAACAAGAAGAAAUCAACUUCCGAUGAGGAUGAUAAGAGGAGAAAGAAGAUGGUUCCAGGAGGAUUGAUGAAGGCUGUGAUAAGACCAGGAGGUGGUGAUGCUAUGCCUUCUGAUGGUGAUCAGGUCAUAUAUCAUUGCACUGUUCGUACGCUAGAUGGGGUGGUUGUCCAGUCUACUCGCUCAGAAUUUGGCGGCAAAGGCACUCCAAUUCGUCAGGUCUUGGGUAAGAGCAAGAUGAUAUUAGGGCUGCUAGAAGGAAUUCCCACAAUGUUGAAGGGUGAAGUUGCAGUGUUAAAAAUGAAGCCUGAAUUGCACUAUGGCGAGGAUGACUGUCCAGUUUCUGUUUCAGAUAGCUUUCCAAAGGAUGCUGAACUUAAUUUUGAGAUUGAGCUCAUCGAGUUUUCUAAAAUCAAGGUUGUAACUGAAGAUUUGGGAAUCUUGAAGAAGGUUAUAAAUGAGGCACAAAGUUGGGAAAAUCCGAGAGAUCUUUAUGAAGUAAAAGCCAGAGUUUCAGCCAAGGCGGGGGACGGACAACCACUUCAGUUACCUACAACUGGCGAACCAAUCAUGUUCACAUUUGGAAAAUCCGAGGUACCUAAAGGUCUUGAAAUGGGUAUCGGAACAAUGUCACGGGGAGAAAAAGCAGUGAUUUAUGUAACAAGUCAGUAUUUAAGUCAAAGCCCUCUGAUACCUUCUGUAGAAGGUAUCGAAGAAGUUCACUUUGAAGUGGACCUUAUCCAUUUUAUUCAGGUACGGGAUGUACUAGGAGAUGGCCGUCUAAUAAAACGCCGCAUAAGAGACGGCAAAGGUGAAUUUCCUAUGGAUUGCCCUCUUCAAGACAGUCGCUUACGUGUGCAUUACAAGGGCAUGCUUAAUAAUGAAGAAAAUACGGUUUUUUAUGAUACAAGAGUUGACAAUCAUGGCCAACCUUUGGAGUUUUCCUCAGGGGAAGGGCUUGUACCUGAAGGAUUUGAAAUGUGUGUUCGGUUAAUGUUGCCUGAAGAGAUAUCACUUGUUACCUGUCCCCCUGAUUAUGCAUAUGACAAGUUUACCAGACCGGCUAAUGUUCCUGAAGGUGCUCAUGUUCAAUGGGAGAUUGAGCUCCUUGGGUUUGAAAUGGAAAAGGACUGGACCGGCAUGAAUUUUCGAGCAAUUAUGGACGAUGUUGAGAAGACCAAAGGCACGGGUAACAGGCUAUUUAAAGAAGGAAAAUACGCACUUGCAAAAACAAAAUACGAGAAGGUUCUACGUGAAUUCAAUCAUGUCAAUCCUCAAGAUGACGAGGAGGGAAAAGAGUUCGCGAAUACACGAAAUCUGUUGAAUCUGAAUGUGGCAGCAUGCCUCCUGAAGAUGGGAGAUUGUCGAAAGUCAAUCGAGACGUGUAAUAAAGUAUUAGAUGCUAAUCCUGUUCAUGUUAAAGCACUGUAUCGAAGAGGAAUGGCUUACAUGGAGGUUGGUGAUUUUGAUGAAGCAAGAGCAGAUUUCAACAAGAUGAUGACCAUAGACAAAUCAUCUGAAGCCAAUGCAAAAGCAGCUCUUCUUAAAUUGAAGCAGACCCAACAGGAAGUUGAGAAGAAAGCGCGUAAGCAAUUUAAAGGACUAUUUGACAAGAAGCCUGGAGAAAUAUCAGAAGCUGGACUAGAUAAUAAAGUUAAUGAGGCCAGGAUUGACGAUGCACAGGAACCAUUGAUUUCUAGCCAGGAAAAGGAGGAUGAGGGUGAAGAUGAACAGCCGGCUCCUGCGCCUGCACGUACGAGUUCUUUUUCACGAUUGUGGACGGGUGGUGUGAAUCUGUUUAAGUCCCUCGGGGUAAACAGAUGUUCUAUAUUGUGAGUUAAGAAAUUUGGAAAACGCAAAAUGAGAGUAGAUCGUAUUACAAGCUUCGGCAAACCAAAAUUUAUAGCUGCUUAUGUAUUACUGGAUUUCACUUGGUUGUCCUAACGCAGAAUUAGUAACAAUACAUUUUCCGGAGUUAGAACGGCCAAAACGUUGUUACUGGCGUUGUCUUUUUUUUUUAAGCAUGUGUUGUCAUUUGGGCAGGGUUAGCUCAAGUAAUAAUGUUAUAGUAACUUGUACGUUUUGCACCAAAAGUUGUACAUUGUUUCGGGUUAUUUUAAAA
Messenger RNA from Helianthus annuus (common sunflower), 2346 nucleotides. Its product is annotated as peptidyl-prolyl cis-trans isomerase PASTICCINO1. The coding region runs from base 189 to 2060 and encodes 623 amino acids. The record is from RefSeq and is a predicted model, not a curated record. NCBI's taxonomy places the organism in Eukaryota, Viridiplantae, Streptophyta, Magnoliopsida, Asterales, Asteraceae. Gene Ontology annotation, molecular function: protein binding; peptidyl-prolyl cis-trans isomerase activity. The transcript is spliced from 20 exons.